AUGUACGUCGUCAAACGCGAUGGACGUCAGGAGCCGGUGCACUUCGAUAAGAUCACCGCGCGCAUCAACAAGCUCGCGUACGGGCUCAACCAGGACCACUGCGACCCGGUCCUCGUCGCGCAGAAGGUCGCAAGCGGCGUGUACAAGGGCGUCACGACGUCCGAGCUCGACGAGCUCGCGGCGGAGACCGCGGCGUCCAUGACGUCCAAGCACCCAGACUACGCGCAGCUCGCCGCGCGCAUCGCGGUGUCCAACCUGCACAAGAACACGCUCAAGUCGUUCUCGGAGACGAUGAAAGUGAUGCACGAGCACGUGAACAAGAGGAACGGGAAGUGGUCACCGCUGCUCGCAGAUGACGUGUACGAGAUCAUCAAAGCGAACGCCGCGACGUUCGACGCGGAGAUCGUCUACGACCGCGACUUCGACUACGACUACUUCGGGUACAAGACCCUCGAGCGAUCGUACCUCCUUCGCGUGGACGGCAAGAUCGUUGAACGCCCGCAGCAUCUCCUCAUGCGCGUCGCGAUCGGCAUCCACAAGGACGUCGAGAAGGCGAUCGACACGUACCACAUGCUCUCCGAACGCUGGAUGACUCACGCGUCGCCGACGCUCUUCAACUCCGGCACGCCGCGGCCGCAGUUGUCUUCGUGCUUCCUCAUCGCGAUGAAAGAGGACAGCAUCGAGGGCAUCUACGACACCCUGAAAGAGUGCGCGUGCAUUUCCAAGUCCGCGGGCGGGAUCGGCCUCUCCAUCCACGACAUUCGCGCGACGUCGUCCUACAUUCGCGGCACGAACGGGACGUCCAACGGGAUCAUCCCGAUGCUUCGUGUGUUCAACGACACCGCACGGUACGUCGACCAGGGCGGCGGCAAACGCAAGGGCGCGUUCGCGGUGUACCUCGAGCCAUGGCACGCGGACAUCUUCGACUGGCUCGACCUUCGUAAGAACCACGGCAAGGAGGAGGCGCGCGCGCGCGAUCUGUUUUACGGCCUCUGGACCAACGACCUCUUCAUGCGGCGCGUGGAGAGCAACGGUGACUGGACGCUGAUGUGCCCGAAUGAGUGCCCCGGCCUCGCGGACUCCUGGGGGGCGGAGUUUGAGAAGUUGUACACGUCGUACGAGGAACAAGGCAAGGGGAAGAAGACGAUCAAGGCGCAGCAGCUCUGGUUCGCCAUCCUCGAAGCGCAGGUCGAGACGGGUAACCCGUACAUGCUGUUCAAGGACGCGUGCAACUCCAAGUCGAACCAGCAGAACCUCGGGACGAUUCGCUCGUCGAACCUGUGCACGGAGAUCGUCGAGUUUACCUCCCCGGAGGAGACCGCGGUGUGCAACCUCGCGUCGAUCGCGCUCCCGCGGUUCGUGGUCGAGGAGAACCCGGCUUCGCCGACCGGCCGGACGGAGGCGAAGAAGCUCCGCGGCUCCCUCGGCGCGGCGUCCCGGACGUUCGAUCACGCGAAGCUCGCGGAGAUCACGCGAAAGGUGACGCGCAACUUGAACAGGAUCAUCGAUGUGAACUACUACCCGGUCGAGACCGCGCGGCGUUCGAACAUGCGCCACCGCCCGAUCGGCCUCGGCGUGCAAGGCCUCGCGGACGUGUUCAUCCUCCUCGGCCUCGCGUUUGACUCCCCGGAGGCACAGAAGCUCAACGCGGAGAUCUUCGAGACGAUAUACUUCGCGGCGCUGACCGAGUCCAACGCUAUCGCGGCCGUGGACGGGCACUACGAGACGUACCCGGGAUCUCCCGUGAGCAAGGGCAUCCUUCAACCGGACAUGUGGGGCGUCACGGAGAUGCCCGGCGGCGACCGCCACGACUGGGCCGCGCUCAGGGCGAAGAUCGCGACGUCUGGCGUUCGAAACUCUCUGCUCGUCGCGCCGAUGCCGACGGCGUCGACGUCGCAGAUUCUCGGCAACAACGAGUGCUUCGAGCCGUACACGUCGAACAUCUACGCGAGAAGAGUCCUCAGCGGCGAGUUCACGGUCGUGAACCAGCACCUCCUGAACGACCUCACCGAGCUCGGUCUGUGGGACCCGAAGCUCAAGAACGAGCUCAUCGCGAACAACGGCUCCGUGCAAGGGCUGGACAUCCCGGACCACCUCAAGGCGAUCUACAAGACGGUGUGGGAGAUCAAGCAGCGCGUUCUCGUGGACAUGGCCGCGGACCGCGGCGCGUUCAUCGACCAGUCCCAGUCGUUCAACGUGCACAUGUCGGACGCCAACAGCGGAAAGCUCACGUCGCUUCACUUUUACGCGUGGAAGAAGGGGCUCAAGACCGGGAUGUACUACCUCCGGUCUCGAGCCGCCGCGGACGCGGUCAAGUUUACCGUGGACCAGGCCGGCAAGGGGAACGCGCAGAAAUCCGCGGAUCCGGACAUGGAGGAGGAGGCCAGAAUGGCCGCGAAGCUCGCGUGCUCGCUCGCGAACAAGGACGAGUGCGUCAUGUGCGGCGCGUAAACGACUACGACUACGACGACGACGACGACGCGCGGCGUCGCCUUUGCGGAUUCGGAGCGCGCGGACUGGACGGAACGGACGCCUCGGGUCGUUCCGUCCGGCGCGCGGACCGACCGACCCACCGUCCGACGCGCCCGCGCCCGCCCUUAAGCGGAGGGGGGGAACCGCCGACCAUCCCAUCUAUACAUAUGCACGCGCACGCGCGCGCGUCUCGUCGCCGCGUCGCGCUGAACGAAAAUAAACCAGAAGACGGAGCGGUGUAAUUCAUUAACUCUUGUUUA
Micromonas pusilla CCMP1545 is the source of this 2732-nucleotide messenger RNA. RefSeq lists its product as uncharacterized. The transcript has 7 exons. Gene Ontology annotation, cellular component: ribonucleoside-diphosphate reductase complex. Bases 1 to 2451 code for a protein of 816 amino acids. Gene Ontology annotation, biological process: DNA replication; deoxyribonucleotide biosynthetic process. The record is from RefSeq and is a predicted model, not a curated record. Lineage: Eukaryota; Viridiplantae; Chlorophyta; Mamiellophyceae; Mamiellales; Mamiellaceae. Gene Ontology annotation, molecular function: ribonucleoside-diphosphate reductase activity, thioredoxin disulfide as acceptor; ATP binding.